This is a messenger RNA of Penicillium samsonianum, 189 nucleotides long. RefSeq names its product Glutathione S-transferase/chloride channel C-terminal. NCBI's taxonomy places the organism in Eukaryota, Fungi, Ascomycota, Eurotiomycetes, Eurotiales, Aspergillaceae. The record is from RefSeq and is a predicted model, not a curated record. The transcript has a single exon. The coding region runs from base 1 to 189 and encodes 62 amino acids.
AUGGCCGACGACUGUUUUGCACCGGCGGUGGAGAUGGCGCUUUCUUAUGGAACCAAUCUGGGUGGGCUACCACGCGUUAUGGGAUUAUUCAACAAGUUGGGGGAGUUGCCGGCAUUUCAAAAGGGGGAUUGGAAGAUGCAAGGGGAUACACCCGAGGCUAUGAGAGACGCAUAUGGGCAAAAUUAUUGA